Messenger RNA from Chroicocephalus ridibundus (black-headed gull), 3729 nucleotides. It is a transcript of the gene TMEM87A, whose product is annotated as transmembrane protein 87A. NCBI's taxonomy places the organism in Eukaryota, Metazoa, Chordata, Aves, Charadriiformes, Laridae. Gene Ontology annotation, cellular component: Golgi apparatus; Golgi cisterna membrane. The transcript has 20 exons. The record is from RefSeq and is a predicted model, not a curated record. Gene Ontology annotation, biological process: retrograde transport, endosome to Golgi. The coding region runs from base 62 to 1777 and encodes 571 amino acids.
CCGCCCCCGGCGGGCAGCGGAAGAGGCGCGGCCAAGGCGGCAGCGACCUCCGUGCGGCGGGAUGGCGGCGGCAGCGCCGCGUUCCGGGGGUUGGCGGCGGCCUGAGGCCGUCCUGCUGCGGCUGCUGGCCGUGCUGCUGCUGGCGGGCGCGGCGUGCGCCGGGCAGCGCUCUAAAUGGCGGCUUCCAGUGCUCAUGGGGAAGAAGUUUAACUUUGGGAAGAUUCUCUUCAGCAACACCACCAUUUUCCUGAGAUUUGAAGGGGAUGAAAAAGCUUGUGAUCCCUCCCAAAGUUACAACGUUACUUGGUACUUAAGAUAUUCUGACUGCUACAAUGAAGUCUUCAACUUUGGGGAUGAACAGGCAGAGUACUAUUUUGGGGCUACAUCUGAAGAGCAUCCGGGUUGGUCAGGAUACUAUGCCAUGGCUUCUCUCCUCUUUCCAAAUUGCUCUGAGCUCUUCAAGCCUCAGAUUUUCUAUAAAGAAUUUGUUCAUCCAGAGCCUCUCUCACCCGAGAAACAAGAGGGCUCAAAAGAUAAGAAGGAGAGUGGAGGAAAUCACACCAUGGUGGCAGAUAAAACUGCAAUGAAUGCUGUUAUCAAAACGUGGCGAGAUGGGCCGUAUAUAUUUAUUGUGCAUAUUGGAGUUACAACUGUGAAGGAUCCUACUACCAGAGUUAAAAGAACGGUGAAAAUGCCACCUUCCUCGUACCAAAGCAAGCCCUUUACAAUGACAGUAGAACUGAAGGGGCCGUAUGAGUAUCUCUCACUUGCAGACUAUCCUCUGAUGAUUUUUUUCAUGGUGAUGUGUAUUGUGUACGUGUUCUUCGGGGUUCUAUGGCUUGCCUGGUCAGCCUGUUACUGGCGGGAUCUCCUGAGGAUCCAGUUCUGGAUUGGCGCAGUUAUCUUCCUGGGAAUGCUCGAGAAAGCAGUUUUCUAUGCAGAGUUCCAGAAUAUCCGCUACACAGGGGAAUCCGUUCAAGGAGCAGUAAUACUGGCAGAACUGCUUUCUGCUGUGAAGCGCUCAUUGGCUCGAACUCUGGUGAUCAUAGUCAGCUUGGGAUAUGGGAUAGUCAAGCCUCGCCUCGGAGUUACUCUUCACAAAGUAGUUAUGGCUGGAGCCCUUUAUCUAUUAUUUUCUGGCAUGGAAGGUGUUCUUAGAGUCACAGGGUUUUUCUAUGACACUGUGGCUCUGAUAGCAAACUUGGCCCUGUCCAUGAUUGAUGCCUGUAUUAUUUUGUGGAUAUUCAUCAGCUUAACUCAAACAAUGAAACUGCUAAAACUUCGAAGGAAUGUUGUGAAACUCUCUUUGUAUCGGCACUUCACCAACACACUUAUCUUGGCAGUAGCAGCAUCUAUUGUAUUUAUCAUCUGGACCACCAUGAAGUUCAGGCUGGUGGACUGUCAGUCGGACUGGCAGGAGCUAUGGGUGGAUGAUGCCAUCUGGCGUUUAUUGUUUUCAAUGAUCCUUUUUGUCAUCAUGAUUCUAUGGAGACCAUCUGCUAACAACCAAAGGUUUGCUUUCUCACCACUGUCUGAAGAGGAGGAUGAUGAUGAGCAGAAAGAGCCAAUGUUAAAGGAAAGCUUUGAGGGAAUGAAAAUGAGAAGUACGAAGCAAGAACCAAAUGGAAAUGUAAAAGCAAACAAAGCUCAGGAGGAUGACCUGAAGUGGGUAGAGGAGAAUGUUCCUUCGUCAGUGACAGACGUUGCUCUUCCAGCUCUUCUGGAUUCAGAUGAGGAAAGAAUGAUUACACACUUUGAAAGGUCCAAAAUGGAAUGAAGGAGUAGCUUUUGGCUAUUGGAAGUGGAGACGCCUCUUUUAAAAUUGCUUGGUGGAGCAAGUGCAUCCUGCUGGUUCGUUUCUUGAUCUCAGCCUUGGAAGUUUGAUGCUUUAUUGUCAUGAGGGUGUCUUGCCGUGGAAGAAGUUCACAAGGACAUUAUAAACCUUUUUGAAAUUUGAAUUUACAAAGUUGCUGCAAGUUUGGAUUUUUAAGCAAUUUAAAUGUGUACUAUUCCAGCACCUUCUGUAACUUUUCAAAUAUUUAAUCUGUGAAACUAAAAUUCCUAAUGUCUGCUUGAGGAGUUUAUAUUUCAAUGUUACAAUUGACGCUUAGAGGUGAACUGCCUGUACCUUUUUGGGGGGAGGAUGGGGACAGAUAGAAAUAAGCACUGAAGAAACAACAGACCCAUUUUCUGGUAGAUAAUGGCUUACUGCUGUUUUAUGUCAUGUGUCCAAUGUGAAUGAGAAGUUUUUAGAGAGAAGCUCCUGUUAAUGAAGAAAAUUAAGAUGCCAGAAAGGAAAUAUUUGGAAAAGUUACAGUGAUAUGAGUUUUUAACAAAAAUCAAGUGCAAUUUUAUUCAUAACACUGUGUAAGAAAGAUUUUUCUAUUUUAAAUGCCAUUGACAUAUAGGUAACAGCUGCACAGAGCUAACACUUGCUGUUUGUGGCACAUCUCAUUGCCGGCAAUGUGGUGGAUGCCUGGAAAAAUGAUUUGCCCCUACCUUCCAUGAUUUAAUUUAAAAAAAACAAACACACACCACCACCAAAACUAAACAUCACCAAACCCACUCCUGCAGUGCUCCACAAGUGCUUGACUGUUCAUGUUAAGCAGAUAUUAAUUAGACGUUUCAGCAGAGCUUUUCUCCCUGCACAUGUAACGUCUCCCACCGAGAAGUCAGCACUCUUCUAUGUGAAGAUGGCAUUGCUUUCUAGAGGGUGCAAGCACUGCUUACCUUACUUGAAAGAGGCUUUUAUGGGAUUCCACAGUGCUGGGAUAGUUCUGUUCCCAGUGUCUGUUUAGAAUGGCCUCCCUUUUAAGUGAUUUGAUGAUGGGCUUUCCUGUCCCUAUUGGUCCCUGUGGCCAAGAAGUACUCUAAGAUCACUGUGUUUCAGUCAAAGUUGCAGAUUUCUAUUCUAUAUAAUUGCUUUUUGUUUCUCCUUUGAAAAAGAGCUUUUGGAUGGUGUUCUGUUUUUAUUCUAUUCUAUGCUUGGCUGUAGAAGCUUCACUUGCAAUAACUUACACAUGGAAACCCUUUGUGGACUGUAUGACAAAAGCUCUAAUUUGGGUUCAUAACCUUUGACUGAUAAUUACCAGGCAAGCCGCAGCACAGCUGGACUUCCAGGGGGCUGAUGUGGCUGCUGCUGGAAUGGCCCAGGGAGUCAGCUUUUCUGGUUCUUCACUCGUAGCGAUGUCAGCAGAAAUGAACAUGUGCCUGUACUUCAUUCAUUCCACUGUAAGGUCCGGUAGCUUAGCUCUAGUUCAUCUUUAUCAGCAAUUUAUGCUGAAACAUGGCACUUUACAGUAGCGGAGGCACAAGUGCAUAGUAUCUUCUGCUAGCUGUGCCGUGGGGGCAGCAAACCCUCUGCGGAUGGGCAGAGAUAAAAAGCUGUGGCUAUAACACCUCAGUCUGCCUCUGCAAGAGUUGCUGGAUCUCUUCUGCCAUCCCCUUUAGGCCACAGAUAGAAUCUUUAAUUAGAAAACACUUCUAAUUUGCUGUGCUUAAUUGAUACAGAAGAAAAAAAAACGUUACCUCCGUGUCCUUUUGGGGAGAGGAAAUUUUGUGAAAUAAAGCUACACAAAACUCGCUAUUUAAUUUUUUUUGUUGUUUUUUUUUUUUAAGUCCUGUUGUUUGGGUUUUUUUGAGACAAAUAGGGAAAAAUGUUCUUUACUGGAAGCACAAAAGAAGUUUGUAUGUACUAUUUAAUAAAAGCUAGGCAAAGAGUAGAAAGGC